AUGUUUACAUUUAAACUAGUUUAUAGAUUUAGCUAAAUAGCUAAAAGAUUAUGCAAUGAAAAGGAUAUAAUAUUUCAUGUGAACUCAAAACCUUAGCAAAUUAAUGGUUUAAUGUAUUUUCCUAAUUAUGUUAAUGAAAAGGAAGCUGAAAUUCUUUCUAAUACAGUAGACAGUAAUUAAUGGUUAGUAAACAUAAGAAGAAGAUAAUAGCACUAUGGAGUUGUUUAUUAUCAUACAAGACAUAAUUUAUCUGAAAUUUAACCAGAAUCUUCAGAAAGCGAAAAAGCUCUAGAUCUUUCAGUCUUUGACUGGUUAAUUUAAAGAUUAAUAAACGAUGAAGUAUUCGAUGUUUCAUAUCCACCUAAUUAAUGUCUUGUAAAUGAAUAUGACAAUAAAGAUAAAUUAGGCUGUCAUGUUGAAAAUAUAGAAGCUUUUGGGCCAAUUAUAGCAGGAUUAAGUCUUCAUAAUCCUAGCUACCUUGCAUUAAGAGAAGUAGAAAAUAAGGAAAAUAAAGUAUAAUUAUAUUUAGAACCUAGAAGUCUUUAUGUGCUCACUUCAGAUUCUAGGUAUAAAUGGGAGCAUGGAGUUACUAAAAUGAAAGAAAUCUAUAAUCCAAUCACAUAAUAAACUAUAAUUAAAAAUGAAACAUAUAGGCGUGUGAGUCUUACUUUUCGUCAUGUUUUAUUUGAAGGGACUAAAAAAGUGAGGAAAGGAGAAGAUUCUGAAGUGCCUCCAAAUUAUUUCAAAAAAACACAGUAACUUUGA
Molecule: messenger RNA, 765 nt
Organism: Tetrahymena thermophila SB210
Lineage: Eukaryota; Ciliophora; Oligohymenophorea; Hymenostomatida; Tetrahymenidae
Product: 2OG-Fe(II) oxygenase family oxidoreductase
Exons: 1
Biological process (GO): oxidative demethylation
Molecular function (GO): demethylase activity; oxidoreductase activity
Source: RefSeq, a predicted model, not a curated record